This is a messenger RNA of Seriola dumerili (greater amberjack), 861 nucleotides long. RefSeq names its product neurexophilin-1-like. The transcript is spliced from 2 exons. Gene Ontology annotation, molecular function: signaling receptor binding. Bases 1 to 861 code for a protein of 286 amino acids. Lineage: Eukaryota; Metazoa; Chordata; Actinopteri; Carangiformes; Carangidae. The record is from RefSeq and is a predicted model, not a curated record.
AUGAAGACCACAUGUCUGUGGGCUGCCGCUGUGCUGCUGUCAGUCAUCUCUCUGGCCACCAGUGCUGAUUCACCGAGUUCAGGAAAUUCGGACUUAAGAGAGAGCUCAAAAUCCAAAGUGAAGACCUACUGGGCCGACAGCAGCAAGGCCUUCUCCAUCAGCCGCCUGCUGUCCCAGACACUCGAUGGCAAAGAGAACUUCACCUCUCUGGAUCUGAACUACGAUGACGCAGACUCCUUCUCUAAACAGGAGCAGUGGAACUGGCUUUACAACGCUUCAAACCCCCACGACCCUCGAUCCAGGACGAAGAGGAGGCCCAUUGUCAAGACCGGCAAGUUCAAGAAGAUGUUCGGUUGGGGCGACUUUCAUUCUAACAUCAAGACGGUGAAGCUCAACCUUCUCAUCACCGGUAAAAUCGUGGAUCACGGUAACGGGACGUUCAGCGUCUACUUCCGCCACAACUCCACCGGUCAGGGCAACGUGUCCGUGGGACUUGUUCCUCCGACCAAAGCUGUGGAGUUCCAGGUCCACCAGCAGCACCAGCAGUACCACCACCAUCACCACCAGCAGCAGCAGCAGCAGCAGCAGACAGCUCUGGAGACCAAGGACACCAAGCUGUUCAACUGCAGGGUGGAGUACGAGAAGGUGGAGAAGGGCACCAGGAACUCACUGUGUGCCCAUGACCCAUCGCAGAGCUGCCCGCAGGAGCAGACCCAGAGCCACGUGUCCUGGCUGUGCUCCAAGCCCUUCAAAGUCAUCUGCAUCUUCAUCACCUUCUACAGCACCGACUACAAGCUGGUGCAGAAGGUGUGUCCAGACUACAACUACCACAGUGACACCCCUUACCUCCCCACCGGGUGA